This is a messenger RNA of Fopius arisanus, 2646 nucleotides long. Its product is annotated as myosin-2 heavy chain. The coding region runs from base 62 to 1363 and encodes 433 amino acids. The record is from RefSeq and is a predicted model, not a curated record. The transcript is spliced from 6 exons. NCBI's taxonomy places the organism in Eukaryota, Metazoa, Arthropoda, Insecta, Hymenoptera, Braconidae.
UUCACCUGACUUCAGUGACUCAAAAGAAAAAAUCUCGAUCGGUGAAAGUACUUAUUUGAAAAUGCCACAGGCAUCAGGGAUUGGUCCACGAGGAGACGCAUCUCGUGUUACCCAGAAGAAAGGGACUGGAGUCCCAACAUCCGGCAGAAAUAUUUCGAAAUUCAAUCGGAUCCAAGUGGUCACCAAGUAUAAUCGAGUCCCACUUCAUCGUCCGCCCGUUAAACACUCUUUCCGAACAACCAGGAUAUCGACCACAGGUGUUGCAACAUGUCCAUCAACAUUUCGUCCACCGAUCGCGUCAUCGUGCAGAAAAAGUCUAUCAAUGAUCGAUUUAUCUCCAGCGAAAAUUGAUGUCAAUUUCCACAUCAGGCCAGAAGCUGGUGGACAAUCAGGAAUGGGUCAGGUUGGUGAGAGGAGUUCAGACGCCCAAAGGGUCGAUGGAAAAACGGACAACGAAGAUGAUGGAAUCAUCAAAAGUGCUGGUAGUCUAGUUUGUCAUGCAUUAGCACUUAAUGCCUGGAGAAGAAGAAGAGAGGAAGUGGCCGAACUCAGUGGAACUAUUGAAAAACUCAGUCAACAGGUCGACCAUCUCCAACUGCAGAUUGUCGUGCUCAGGAGACUCCUGGAGACCGAGAAUAAUCGAGUUGCCAAACUCAGUACUGAGGUUCAUGGUGCCAGGGCACAGCUCGAGGAUGAGGUCAAGCAAAAAGGAGAGAUCAUUGCUGAAAAAGAGAUGGCGGAGACUGAAGUCAAGAAAUUCCAGCAAAUCUCUGAUAGCAGGGAAGUGUUGGCUGAGAAUUUGAGGAAUGAAUUGCUCUCUGUGAAGGAUCAGCUAUCAAUUUUGGCGACUCAGAUGUCCAAAGAGCGCGAGAAAAUUCUAAAACUUCGUGAGGAUAAAAAAAUUCUACUCGAGAAGGUCUCAGGGAGUGAGGCUCUAGCAAUCGAACACGAAGAGAGAGUUGAAAAAAUUCGAGAAGAUUUGCAGGAAAGGCUUGGAGUUCAAGUCGGCAUAAUCGAUACUCUCCAGGGAGACAAACAGAAGCUCACGAGGGCUCUGAAAGUGGCUGAGAUGGAAAAAAUUAGAUUAGAGAAGAGACUGUCAUCGAGUGAGAAAUCUGGAAAAGCUCUGGGCUUGCGCGUUAAUGAUCUUGAGAUGCAAUUGGGGGACAGAGAAGCUGCACUUCGGAGAAUUGAAACAGCAUACAAUGCGCAAUUAAUUGAGCUUAAUGAUCUCCGAGAGAGACUGCUCCGUCAGAGCCACGAGAGUGGAUGGAGCACCAGAGUUCUGCAAAUCGCUGGAAGCGUCGUCAGAGCACCUCGGGCGAUCCUUAGAAGUCUCUCCUUCCUCUCCGCCACACCGUAAUUCUCUCGUCCAUGAAUAACAAUGAGAGCACAAAAAACUCAGGGAAAAUAUGCGGCGAGUUACAGAAUAUGGAGGCAAUCAAUUAUCCUGGGGUAAUAUAAAAUGUCUGGAAGGAAUUCAUCAAUCUUUUGGACUCAACCUGGAAUUAACAAGAGGAUCCAUCAAAUGGAGUUCAUUUUUCUUAAGACUUUUUUUUUUGUGUAAUAUUAUCUGAAAACGUAGGUCGUGAAUGAAUAAAAAACAGGAUGUGAAGGGAAUUUUUUGUAGAGUAAUAAAUCGAAGAUAUUUGCUGCUUUUGCUCUAUAUUUUUUCAUUCAACAUUUUUCAUCUGUAACUCAGUGAUUUGGAAAAACGACCUAGCGUCUACUUGAUAGUUGAUUGUUCGAAUAUGUUUCUUACGAAUUCGAUUCUAAAUAUUUCAGUAGUAAAAUGACGAGCUGAGACAAGUCCAAAAAAAAAUUUACAAUAAAGAAUUUUUUUUAAACGAUGGGAAAUUAAUAAAAGUGUCACUAGAUUGUUUCCCACAAAAAUAAAUGGCUUUAAAAAAAUGUAUCGACACAUUUGUAAAAAUUUUUGGACUUGUCAAAAUCACCUUCAGCACUGCCCUACAAAGUUCAAUAUCUAAAAAACAAUUUAUCUCACUAAAGUCGCCUAUUUACCUCCAUUUUCACAGUUUAGUGCCACAAUCGUAAUUACAGUAUAUUCCAAUAAGAAUUUCGGAAUGAAUUAAGUACGGGUUAAAUAACUUUACGUUUCUCACAGUCUCUCAAUCUGCAGGAAAUGUCAUUUACAAUUAAUCAAUCAAACCUACAUGAGUCAACAAAGACUGUGUGUCUGCAUUUUACAUUUUUCUUAUUCACGAUUAUGAUCGAGAUGUCAGCGUUUUCCACUUACAUAUUAGUAAAAAUUCACGACUAUUCCUAAGCAUCAGUUCAUUAAUACAUUAUUGAGUACUUUCGAAAUAAUUUUACAUACGCACUAAUUAACAAAGACUUUACAAGUUACCUAAUGUUCAAUUUGUAAUCUAUAAAAUAACCAUUUUUCAAUUUUAAUAUCAUAGAUUCAGAUAUAUCCUCUCCUAAUUACUCAUCUUGUAUCUCAAUGGAAUAAUAAUCACUAGCCAAGAAUGAGAAAGUACUGAACAACCAUUUUAACCCAUUGGAUAAUUACGACGAGUUUUAACUUAAUGUUGCAGUCACAAAAGCAAUAUAAAUCUAAAAUUAUUCCUCAUCUAAAAAUAUUCGAAUUACAAUUCCAGAUAAGAUGGAGUCGAAAAAUAAAUU